CCACAACCACAGAGUACAUAUAUUUCUCCCUGGUGCACAGAACUUUCUCUAGGAUUGACCAUAUGCUAUGCCAAAAGAGGAGUCUCAGUAAAUUCAAAAAAAUUGAAAUCAUACCAUGCAUCCUCUCAGACAACAAUGCAAUGAAGCUGGAAAUCAACAACUCAAGAAUCGCUGCAUCAUAUGCAAACACAUGGAGAAUGAACAACAUGAUUCUGAAUGAGCAGUGGGUCAUAGAAGAAAUCAAAUGAGAAAUCAAAAAAUUUCUAGAAACAAAUGAAAAUGACAAUAGAACAUCAAAAUUUGUGGGAUACAGCAAAAGCAGUGUUAAGAGGAAGGUUUACAGCAAUUGGUGUCUACAUCAAGAAACUGGAAAGGCACCAAAUAAAUGAACUCUCCACACACCUCAAGGAUCUAGAACAACAACAGCAAACCAAACCCAAAUCCAGUAGAAGAACACAAGUCUUCUUCCAACCAUGGUGGUACUAUGGAGGCACAGCCAGCCUCCAGCAUUCCACGAGGACCCUAUCCUUCACAUCCACAUGGAGAAACGUGCACACUGCCUGAGUGAGCACUUGUUGCUGGCUUUCUUUGCAAUCCAAUGUCUUUGCCAUGGUCUUUGUUGGCAGAUAAACCCUGAGCUUGGGGAUGCUAAGUCAGGUGAUCCUACUGCCCUGUUGUGCUCCUCAUUCUCACUGGUUCUAUUUCUGCAGGUUACACCAAUAUGGCGGAGUUCUCACGGUCCCCUCCCACUCUACUAUCUGCAUCCUUGACCUCGGUUAUGUCACAUCAGGACUGGGGUGUUUUAUCCAAGGAUGAGGCUGUGAAGAUUGAGAAAGACUUAGAAGACGGGAACUUGCUGAAGGUGGUCUCUGACAUGAGGCGGCCUCUGGAGCUGGUGUCCCAGACGCCAGUCAACAUCGCGGUGACAGGAGAAUCUGGCAAUGGCAUGUCCACCUUCAUCAAUGCGCUUCGCGAGAUAGGACACGAGGAGGAGGCCUCAGCACCCACGGGGGUGGUCACAACUACGGAAACCCGUGCUGCCUAUUCAUCCCCCCUGUUUCCAAAGGCUGUGCUGUGGGACCUGCCUGGCACAGGGGUGGCUACUGAUACCUUGCAGGAGUAUCAUGUGGAAAUGCAGUUCAGCCAGUACGACCUCUUCAUCAUCAUCGCGUCCCAGCAGUUCAGCAUGAAUCACGUGAUGCUCGCCAAAACCAUCGCGGACAUGGGAAAGAAGUUCUACAUUGUCUGGACCAAGCUGGACCUGGACCUCAGCUCAAGCACCCUCCCAGGGUGUGAGCUACAACAGACCAUCAAAAACCACAUCUUGAGAAGUCUCCAGAAGCAGCGAGUGUGCGAACCCCCCAUAUUCCUGGUUUCCAGCCUUAAACCUUCUUCACACGACUUCCCAGGUCUCAGAGACACAUUGCAAAGGGACCUGUCCCGAGUCAGAUGCGAUGGCCCUCUUCAACACCUCAUGCAUGCCUGCGAGAAGAUCAUCAGCCACAGAGUGGCGUCCAUGCAGCGGAAAAUUACUCUACAACCUCUGCAAGGCUUCCUGGGCUUCUGGUAUGCAGAUGACUUGGCCGAGUGUCUGGAAGCCUACCGAUCAGUGUUUGGUGUAAACGUUGAAGCUCUCAGGGGGUAUAACGAGUACUCAAACACUUGUGCCCAUGCUUACGCAGCUGUGUCAUUCCAUACUUUAGACAGAUGA
Molecule: messenger RNA, 1711 nt
Organism: Oryctolagus cuniculus (rabbit)
Lineage: Eukaryota; Metazoa; Chordata; Mammalia; Lagomorpha; Leporidae
Source: RefSeq, a predicted model, not a curated record